AUGGCUAAGCCUUCAAUCAUGUCGAGCAGGGUAUUGCUUGAAAAUGGCCAUGUCCCCGGAACCAGCCUGGGAUCGCGUGGCCAAGGUAUCAAAGAACCUCUUCAGGUCUCCAAGUGGCGCAAAAGGACAUGCCUAGAUUAUCAUGGAGGCGAUGUUAGUGGCCGAGAUAACCAUGGAGGACGAAGCAAUUUCGGAGAUCGAGGUAAUCAUGAAGGCCGCAGUGGCCGUGGAGGCCAAAUUAAUCAUGGUGGCCAAGGAGGCAAUGAAGACCGUGGUGACUAUGGAGACCUAGCUACUCGUGGAGGUUGCGGAGGUCGUGGAAAUUUAUUUGGAUUAGGGAAAGGUCAGAAGGGCUUACUUCUUCCGAAAUUAAAAGAGAUAUUCCCGGGUCCACCCAAGCUGUUGCAAGAGGAGGAGGUUGUUCUUGGCCUAGUUGACUUAUUCGAGGGAGAAAUUGCCUGCGCUAUCUUGGAAGAUGAAGAGGCCAAGCCCUCUGCUACCACCGCUAACCCUUUUGAGUAUAUAUGUGAGUCGGAUUUGCUUGACGAAAAUUCCUCUGGGUCUGAUGAUGACAAGGAUGACUGCGAUCGGAAAAGUAUCGAACGAGAUUGGAUUCGGCAUGAAGAGUCUAAGCCGUUGACUACGGAGCCUACAAUCACAAUAAAUUUGGGCGAUUCGGAGAAUGUUAGAGAAAUCAAGAUUGGAGCUGGCAUUUCUGAAAUCAAGGCCAGAAGGAUGGUCGACCUUUUAAAAGAAUACCAAAAUGUGUUCGCAUGGUCGUAUGCGGAUAUACCGGGGUUAGAUAGAGAAAUUGUAGAGCAUGCUCUCCCCACUGAUCCAAGUAUCCCGCCUAAGAAACAGAGGCUCGGAAGAACAAAGCCCGAAUUAUCCAAGAAAAUCGAAGAAGAAGUCAUGAAGUUAUUGAAAGUGGACUUCAUAGAAGUAUCGCACUAUACUGAUUGGACCGCCAAUGUCGUCCCUGUCAUGAAGAAGGAUGGUCGGGUCAGGGUUUGUAUUGACUAUCGCGAUCUAAAUCGAGCAAGUCUAAAGGAUGACUUCCCGUUGCCUCACAUCGAUGUGCUGGUCGACAGCACCGCGGGGUUUGAACUAUUCUCCUUUAUGGAUGGAUUUUCUGGUUACAAUCAAAUUCAGAUGAAAGAGGAAGAUAAAAGUAAGACCUCCUUCAUUAUCCCAUGGGGGACCUUUUGUUACAAGGUAAUGCCUUUCGGCUUGAAAAAUGCCGGGGCAAUAUACCAUAAAGCAAUGGUCAACCUGUUUCACGAUAUGAUGUAUAAGGAGGUGGAGGUCUACGUAGACGACAUGAUUGCCAAAUCCAAACAUGGAGAGGACCACAUCGAGGUAUUGCGGAAGCUGUUUGACCGACUCCGAAGGUUCAAGCUAAGACUUAACCCCACCAAAUGCGUGUUUGGGGCAAAGUCUAGGAAACUAUUGGGGUUCAUGGUCAGUAGUCGAGGCAUUGAAAUUGACUCGUCAAAGGUUAAGGCCAUUUGUGAUUUGAAACCUCCUUCAACUAUCAAAGAGGUUCAAAGUUUGCUAGGAAGACUGAACCAUGUGGCGAGAUUUAUUUCUCAAUUGUCUGAGACGGCUAAACCUUUCUUCAAGCUCCUGAAAAAGAACGCCAAAGUCAAGUGGGAUACCGACUGUCAAAAGGCCUUUGAGGAAAUAAAACAAUACAUCUCUCAUCUGCCGGUUCUAGUGCCACCUGUCCCUAGAGUACCAUUGAUACUCUAUUUGACUAUUCAUGAUGAAUCGUUGGGAGCCUUGCUAGCUCAAAAGAGACCAAGUGAUAACAAAGAAUGUGCAAUAUACUAUCUCAGUAAGAAGUUUACUUCAUCCGAAAUAAAUUACCCCAGAGUUGAGAAAACGUGUGUGGCUUUGUUAGCAAAGUGGCAAGUUCUGGUGUCCGAAUUCGACGUCAACAGCAUGGCGCAGAAAUCCGUCAAGGGAAGAGCCAUAGCUGACAUGCUGGCAGAAAACGUCGAAAGCUCAGAAGACCAUGAUCAGUCAAAUCCCAUAGAAGAGCGCAUUUCAGAAAUAGUGAGUGAUAAAUGGACUAUGUACUUCGACGGUGCCGUUAACCCGGCUGGUUCUGGGACUGGGGCAGUUCUUAUCUCCCCGACGGGUCAACAUCACCCUGUGGCCGCCAAGUUGGUAUUCCUUUGUACCAACAAUAUCUCAGAAUACGAGGCUCGCAUACUUGGAUUGCAAUUAGCCGUCGACAUGAAAGUUAGAAAUCUGCAAGUCUACGGCGAUUCGACCCUCAUCAUUCUUCAGACAGAGGGUCAAUGGCGAACUCAUGACACCAAAUUGAUCCCCUACCACGAAUUCCUUGAGAGUUUAAUAAUAGAGUUUGAGGAAAUUUCUUUUGAGUAUUUACCCCGAUCGCAGAAUCAGUUCGCCGACGCCCUGGCCACUUUAUCAUCAAUGCUACAAGUCAUGGAAGGGUUAGACAUCGAGCCACUGAAAAUCGAAAUACUGACACGUCCGGCUUACUGUUCGGCAAUCGCGGAUGAACCUGAUGAGAAGCUGUGGUAUCAAGACAUCAUGAACUAUCUUCAAAAGGGUGAAUACCCUCCUGGAAGUGAACUAGCGGAUCGGAAAUACAUAAGGAAGCUAGCAUCGAAAUUCUUCAUCAAUGGCAAUGCUCUUUACAAGAGGUCCUUCGACUCAAUUUUGCUUAAAUGUGUUGAUGCCAAAGAAUCUAAUCAGUUGAUGAGAGAAAUAUAUGAGGGCGAAUGCGGAACAUGUUCUGGUUUCCGCAGUGUGACCUGA
Messenger RNA from Syzygium oleosum, 2793 nucleotides. RefSeq lists its product as uncharacterized. Lineage: Eukaryota; Viridiplantae; Streptophyta; Magnoliopsida; Myrtales; Myrtaceae. Bases 1 to 2793 code for a protein of 930 amino acids. The record is from RefSeq and is a predicted model, not a curated record. The transcript is spliced from 4 exons. Gene Ontology annotation, molecular function: nucleic acid binding; RNA-DNA hybrid ribonuclease activity.